CUUCGAUGGAUCGUGGUUCGCAACGACGGGGAACCCGAUUCCAUGAUUAAACUCGUUGGUCUCAAAUCGCUCUUUUCGAAGCAGUUACCCAAAAUGCCGCGGGCAUAUAUUGCCCGUCUUGUGUUUGACCGCCGUCAUACAUCCUUGGCUAUUCUCAACGAUAAUCCCGACGUGAAAGAUUCCGACGAAGAAAUUAUUGGCGGUAUUUGCUACCGUGCUUUUCCGGAAAUGCGUUUUGCCGAAAUUGCUUUUUGUGCCGUUAAUGCGUCCCAUCAAGUCAAAGGAUACGGCACCAAGCUUAUGAACUUGCUCAAAAAGAUUGGCGCCGAAACCGGAAUCGAAUAUUUCAUUACGUACGCCGACAACUACGCCAUUGGCUACUUCAAAAAGCAAGGGUUUGCCAAGAAUAUUUCCAUGCCCAAGGGUCGAUACUUUGGCCUAAUCAAGGACUAUGACGGUGGCACACCGAUGGAAUGCUACGUCCAUCCCUCUAUUGAUUUUACCCGCGUUCCGGAAAUGCUGCAGGCGCAACGGAAUUUUAUUCUCGCGCAAGUGAGUCGCGUCGCCAAGAGCCGGAUCGUGUACGAGCCGUUGUCCUUAUCACGGUCCAAUCAAGCGGCCGCCCGCGCGUUGGCCAUUCCCGGGAUUGCCCAGGCCGGUUGGACGUUGGCCGAUUUGACCACCGCCAGUGGACAAGGCAAGGAAGCGGAUCGUCAGAAGAGUGCCCUCAAAACUACGCUGUUGGCAAUGUUACGGAAAAUUGAAGAGCAGCAAUUUGCGUGGCCUUUCCGGGAGCCCGUAGAUCUGACGGAAGUUCCGGAUUAUUUGCAAGUCGUGACGACCCCGAUUGACUUGUCGACAAUGGAAAAGCGGAUCCGGGCCGAUCUGUACCGGUCCAAGCAAAUGGCGUUUGCCGAUCUAAUGCUCAUGGUGAACAACUGCAAAUUAUACAAUGACGACGGAAGCCCGUAUAUGGAGUGUGCGACUAGUUUGGAACGAUACGUGAAGAAUCUC
Messenger RNA from Phaeodactylum tricornutum CCAP 1055/1, 1014 nucleotides. RefSeq lists its product with no specific name. Gene Ontology annotation, biological process: positive regulation of transcription by RNA polymerase II; chromatin remodeling. The record is from RefSeq and is a predicted model, not a curated record. NCBI's taxonomy places the organism in Eukaryota, Bacillariophyta, Bacillariophyceae, Surirellales, Neidiaceae. Gene Ontology annotation, molecular function: protein binding; histone H3 acetyltransferase activity. Gene Ontology annotation, cellular component: histone acetyltransferase complex. The annotation marks the transcript as partial. The transcript is spliced from 2 exons.